GAAAUCCUUCGCCAAACGUUCUACCGUCUUCGAACCGCAGAACACUGUAAUCGUCUUCUAAGGAUAAUUUAACAACCGGCGGACGAUAAAAGGUGGUUAAAAAAAAAUAUGUCGCAUGCCUGAAAUUUGCGAAACUGUACAUAGAUGUCUUGAAAGAGAGAAACUGGGCAAUUUCAUAUCUAUAAAGCGUUUAGCAGCCCGAUAAUCUAUGUCAGAAAGCGUCUGGAGAGGGUUAUGCAUUAGACAAGAAUUUAGAAAAGGUAUUGGUUGGUUGUUGUCAUCCGGGUAAACAUGAGUGAUACAGAGUGCGUUGCCAUUCACGAGAGCACGGAAAAGUGUUCAUUUUACCUCAAUACACCAUCAUGCAAAGAUUCAGAUGGAAAACUGGAUUACAUGUACUUCAUCUUUUGCCACCUUGAUCCAGACAGAUCCUGGAUCGGCAUCGCUGUCUGUAUCAUAUGGAUUCUCAUUCUUUUCGUGGGAUUAGGAGUCACUGCAGAUGACUUCCUGUGUCCUUCUUUAGUUGUGAUAACGAAAACUUUGAGGCUAUCUCAAAACAUUGCUGGGGUCACCUUUUUAGCUUUUGGCAAUGGAGCUCCAGACAUAUUUUCCUCUGUGGCCGGAAUAGAACAAGAGCGGCCGGAGUUGGUCAUAGGAACAUUGUUCGGUGCCGGCAUAUUCGUGACAUCGGUGGUGGCUGGAUCCAUCAUCGUGGCCAAACCUUUCAAAAUUAUGGAGAGGCCGUUCCUGAGGGACAUUAUAUUUUACGUGUGUGCCGCAUUUUGGGCUUUCCUACGCUUCUAUUAUGAAGAAGUCUCACUGUGGCAUUCUAUAGCUUUCAUCGCUCUUUACAUACUUUACAUUUUGGUCGUCAUUAUCAGUCGCAUCAUCUACAAUCGUUAUCAGCUUAAGAACAAACCAAAAAUACCAGAAAUAGAGAUAGAAAGUCCGGAACCGGAAGCAAAGAGGUCGCCUUCAGUAGCCUUCAAGCCAACCGGCAUUGAAGAUGAUCCGGAAGCUGCUGGUGUUGUUUUAAGAAGGUUCAGUUUCCGAGGCAGUAUUUCCGGGGUGAGUUCAAAAAGACGGAUUUCUUCCUCACAUUCACAUCAUGAGCACGUGAUCAAAACACUGACGCAAUCAGUAGAUUCUCAUCCUAAUCCAGUCUACAAAAAUGGUCACACUUUGCCUCCACCAUUGGACUCCCAAAUUUCUAAAACAAGUCUCUCCAGUCUUCUCUCUAGAACUGGCGAGCAAACAAUACUUAGGGAGUUCCUGCUCCUAGUUUCACCCAUCGACAUAGAAGCUUGGUCUGAAAGAGGAUGGCUGUCUAAGAUUUUCGAAAUCGCUAAGGCACCGGUGUGCUUCUUGUUAAUUAUCACUGUCCCAGUAGUUGAUUAUGAAAACGACAAAAACAAUUGGUGCCGUCCUCUCAACAUCAUCCAUUGUUUCACUGCUCCUAUGUUCGUCAUCAUUGCUCUUGGUGAAUACGACAACAAUGUUCGUGGCUUUCCAGCCUGGGCUAUCGUCUUGUUAGUGUGCUUAGCACUAGCUUCAGCAGUAUUCUUCACAUCUUCAAACGAUGAGCCUCCCGCCUAUCAUUUUGCAUUCGGCUACAUUGGUUUCGUCGCUUCCGUGAUGUGGGUCUACUUGAUUGCUUCUGAAAUUGUUUCUUUACUCAAGACUAUAGGAAUCAUUUUCAAGCUCAGUGAUGCUAUUUUAGGCCUUACUGUCUUAGCCUGGGGCAACAGCAUAGGAGAUUUUAUUUCCAACCUUUCCGUUGCGAGACAAGGAUAUCCAAGAAUGGGUAUAUCUGCUUGUUAUGGAGGACCUCUUUUAAAUUUGCUUUUAGGAAUAGGCAUACCGUACACCAUUAUGAUUGUAAAGAAAGGCAGGCCUUUGGAGUUAAAGUAUGAUCGGUUGAUCACCUUGCUGUACGGAACUCUUAGCGCCGUUCUUCUAUCCACAAUAGUUACCAUGACAGCGCUUCGUUUCAACGCAAAAAGACAAUUUGGCAUUUUCCUAAUAUGCAUGUACGUUACCUUUAUAACUGUUGCAGUCAUCUUUGAGACUGGAGUUAUUUAAGACUGCUACUGCCAGAAUAUAUAUAGUCGUCCAUUACCCGCAUCAAACGUACGUUCCAUAGAUCUCAGAUGAAGCUCAAUGCCCAUUGGAUCUCCUCCUUCUCAUCAUAAUGACUCAUACAAACGACUUAUGCAUGGAUUCUAAGAACUAUUUUCGUGAGAUUGAAAGCCAAGAGAAAUUUCAGCUUUUGAAAAUGACCAUUCCAGUCUUCAUACCAUUAGCUAAUAUGAAGCAUCUAAAAUGGCUAAAGCCCUGAAUCGUAGAAUAAAACAGCGACACAUCCAACAUCUUGCGACUAAACGAUGCUUUCUUCCCAUGUCUGCUAUGGUGAAGUAGCGUCUUUUGCUUCUUGAUUUUGGUUUCUUAUUAACUGUAUGUCAAUCCACAAUCAAGAAACAAAACACUCUACUUCAUUAUAGCAGCGACACGUCCGACAUCUUGCGACUAAACGAUGCUUUCUUCCUAUGUCUGCUAUGGUGAAGUAGCGUCUUUUGCUUCGUGAUUUUGGUUUCUUAUUAACUCUAUGUCAAUUCACAAUCAAGAAACAAAACACGCUACUUCAUUAUAGCAGCGACACGUCCGACAUCUUGCGACUAAACGAUGCUUUCUUCCUAUGUCUGCUAUGGUGAAGUAGCGUCUUUUGCUUCGUGAUUUUGGUUUCUUAUUAACUCUAUGUCAAUUCACGAUCAAGAAACAAAACACGCUACUUCAUUAUAGCAGACAUAGGAUGAAAGCGGCCAGUAGCCUCAAGAUGACGAACGUGUCGCUACUUAAACUACGACAUAGGGCUUUAAACCUGGCGAAGUCGUAAUACUGCGAUUAGGAUCAGCGUAGUCUUUACAAUGCUGCCAGGUUGGAUUUGCUUCAACUAUAGAAGAAAUGGGGCGUAAGUGGCAAAAUAAGAGUGUUGGAGAUGGCUAGCACACAUUUUAGAAGAAACUAUCAGCUGUUUUUUGGAAAAGAGAUGGUUAUACAGUGGACGCCGGUUAAUAGAAUCAGUGGCUAAUGGAAUAAACUGCUGUAAUGAAUCAAAUUGUCAAAAACAGAACAAAAUCCAGCUUUAUUGGAUUAGUCGCUUUAAUGAAGCAGCUACUUCAUGGAAUCAAAACGUUUUAGAACAAAUGUGACCCGUAUAAGCAGUGGCUACUGUAGUAGCACUGGAAGGUGCGUAUGUACAUCCUGAUGUAUAAAAACUCUUUCCUGAAAGCCUGCCUACAGUUUGUAUUCUGCACUCGUGCUACUCAAUACUUAAAAUAGUCUACUUGCGUCCCCUUGCUUCUAACUGCCUCAUAUGGUGGUCAGGGACUUCCUGAAUCAACGAAUUUAGAGAGCAUCUCAACAAGACUUACAUCAAAAGGACUAUAGAUAUCUAUAAUAAUAAUAGAUAUGUGUAGAAGUAUGUUUGGAGCUUAAUUCUCAUAAAAAGUCAUCAUUUUGCUAAAGGAUAUUGUACUGAAAUGUAACGUCUAUGACGUUUCGCACUUGUUGUUACAAGCAACAUUUCACUUUAUUUAAUAAAAUAUUAUCAAUUA
Messenger RNA from Uloborus diversus, 3614 nucleotides. Its product is annotated as mitochondrial sodium/calcium exchanger protein-like. Gene Ontology annotation, molecular function: calcium:sodium antiporter activity. NCBI's taxonomy places the organism in Eukaryota, Metazoa, Arthropoda, Arachnida, Araneae, Uloboridae. Bases 292 to 2082 code for a protein of 596 amino acids. Gene Ontology annotation, biological process: transmembrane transport; intracellular calcium ion homeostasis; monoatomic cation transport. The transcript is spliced from 18 exons. The record is from RefSeq and is a predicted model, not a curated record. Gene Ontology annotation, cellular component: membrane.